AUGUGUCCUGGUCAGUCCACCGACUCACUCCGCCCUCUGACCGAAGUCCAUUCACUCAUGAACACCCCAGACUGCCUCCAACCAAGCUCCUCCAGCUCCAGGCCCAGCGCCAGACCAGCCUCAGACAAUGUUCUGGCCAACACACCAAGCAUUGUUAUGGGACAGAGAUGGCUUGGUAACGAUGAUAGCAUAUUUACCGACACUGACAGCCAGCCUGUCAGCCCCAGCCAAAUGGUUAUUGAAUUGACUGACUCCCCUGUUUCCUCUGCGCAAGAAUUCCCCCCUGCUACCCCGCCACCGCCUCCCGUUGAUGGCACUGGCACCAAUGAUGAAAUUUUGGUCAUUGCCUGUGGGAACUGCACAGCCCGCAACGUGGUGGAGACGGUGAAGGACUAUUACUAUGUGGUCUUCAAAGGCAGGGGUGCAGUUGGUGUUUUUUGGAGCCUGGAGGCUGCAGACCUUGUCUGUGUGAGCGUUCCCAAUGCGUUCCGGAGAAAAUAUACCACCCAAAGUGCUGCUUUUGAGGUGUUAGCCCAUGCAGAGUGCACCAACACCAUUGCGUGGCUGUAG
Laccaria bicolor S238N-H82 is the source of this 570-nucleotide messenger RNA. RefSeq lists its product as uncharacterized. The coding region runs from base 1 to 570 and encodes 189 amino acids. The transcript has 5 exons. NCBI's taxonomy places the organism in Eukaryota, Fungi, Basidiomycota, Agaricomycetes, Agaricales, Hydnangiaceae. The record is from RefSeq and is a predicted model, not a curated record.